Carassius carassius (crucian carp) is the source of this 1905-nucleotide messenger RNA. Its product is annotated as prolactin-releasing peptide receptor-like. Gene Ontology annotation, biological process: G protein-coupled receptor signaling pathway. Gene Ontology annotation, molecular function: neuropeptide Y receptor activity; neuropeptide binding. NCBI's taxonomy places the organism in Eukaryota, Metazoa, Chordata, Actinopteri, Cypriniformes, Cyprinidae. The record is from RefSeq and is a predicted model, not a curated record. The transcript is spliced from 2 exons. Bases 1 to 1095 code for a protein of 364 amino acids. Gene Ontology annotation, cellular component: plasma membrane; neuron projection.
AUGUCCUUUGUGUUUUCGUCCAGCAGGUGGAGACAGGAGCGUUGUGAUCAAAGUAUGGAGGGCUCUGGCUUGCAAGGUGGAGAAGAGCCUUUGGUGGUCCAAAACGCCACGGCCCCUCACAACUAUCCCUUUGCAGACGUCGCCCUGCUGCAGACCUUCAAGCCGCUUAUCAUCCCCUGUUAUGUUCUUGUGCUGCUGGUGGGCGUCUUUGGCAACUACCUUCUGAUCUACGUCAUCUGCCGCUCGAGGAAGAUGCACAACGUCACCAACUUCUUCAUCGGCAAUCUGGCCUUCUCAGACAUGCUGAUGUGCGUGACCUGCGUUCCCUUCACGCUGGCCUACGCCUUCAACCCUCACGGGUGGACGUUUGGGCGCUUCAUGUGCUACCUGGUGUUCCUGAUCCAGCCCGUCACUGUAUACGUGUCCGUUUUCACCCUCACGGCUAUUGCGGUUGACAGGUACUAUGCUACUGUGCACCCUUUGAAGAAGCGAAUCUCAAUGGCGGCCUGCUCUUACGUGCUGUCUGGGAUCUGGCUGCUGUCGUGCGUGCUGGUCGCCCCCGCUGUGGCCCACACGUAUCAUGUGGAGUUCAGAGACGAGGGUCUGACCAUCUGCGAGGAGUUCUGGUUGGGCCAGGAGACGCAGCGACUGGUGUACGCCUACAGCACGCUGCUACUGACCUACAUCCUGCCUUUAUCUGCAGUCUGCGUCUCUUACCUCUGCAUCUCCGUUAAACUCCGCAACUGUGUGGCCCCCGGACACCGAACACGUGACCAGGCCGAGGCCCAGCGGGGGCGCAAGCGGAAGAUCUUCAGGCUGGUGUCUCUCGUUGUGGCAGCGUUCGGAGUCUGCUGGCUGCCCAUCCACGUGUUCAACAUCCUGCGCGACAUCGACAUCCACCUCAUCAACAAGCGUCAUUUUCUGCUGAUCCAGCUGCUGUGUCAUCUCUGUGCCAUGAGCUCGUCCUGCUGCAACCCGUUCUUGUACGCGUGGCUUCACGAUCGUUUCCGCGCAGAGCUGCGCAAGAUGUUCACCUGCCACCGUCGCAUCGGUAUACCGGCCAACCACUGCGCCAUGGCGAGCGUCGUGCUAUGAUGUAACUGUUGGCUUCAGAAAGGCUGAAAACACAUGAAGUGCAAUUUAAGAUCUAUAAAUGGCCCACGAAAUGUACAUAAAAUAAACAUGUGGGUGCAAACAGCUAGAACUGAUUGAAACACUUGUGUAAUUAAGGGACUGCAAAUGCUAACUUAAAUGAUUCAUUAUGUGUAAUUCAUGGAAAUGAUUCAUUGCUAUUUGCUGAAAUAAAACAGAUGAUGGUAACCUUCAUGUUGGGCUAUUCUCAGAGUGCUCAAAGAAUCCCACAAGUGUUACAUGAGGUGGCAUUCGCAACCCAUUUUGUUUCCUGAAUGUGAUGUUUUAUGAGUCAAUAUUGUCCAUCAGGACUGAUUGAAUGGUGAAAAUUGUCUCUAUAUGAAAAGUGGAGAUGUUGGUGACCUUAAUUUAAAAAGGAAAUGUAAGAGUCUGUGCAAGAUAUUCUAUUUUGAGAGUUAUUACAAAAGAAUAUGUUUUACUUGGAAUCACGCAGAAUAAAUCCAGAAACCUGCAUUAAAGAACUUAAGAGGGUGAGUUUUGAUUUCAUGUUAACUCCAUUAAUGACUGUUUUUUGGCAUUUACUUUUCCAUUAGCAGUUUCCUGCUUAUGAAUGAUGGAUCAAGAGGAUGUUGUGAUCAUUCGGUACACUAGAGCUAUAUGAGUGUGUAGUGCAAUAUGUGAAGCCUCACGUGAUAAUCAAAGACGUCAAAGUCUGAUUCAUAAUGAAGGGAAGAGCCUAGGUGCAGGCAUAUGAGUCAAACACACACGCAUAAAAACAGAGAACAAAAAUCAUCUGUACUUUGAGGAGAACGC